This is a messenger RNA of Equus caballus (horse), 4577 nucleotides long. It is a transcript of the gene ANKRD27, whose product is annotated as ankyrin repeat domain 27. The record is from RefSeq and is a predicted model, not a curated record. Gene Ontology annotation, molecular function: SNARE binding; guanyl-nucleotide exchange factor activity. Gene Ontology annotation, cellular component: transport vesicle; late endosome; early endosome. Lineage: Eukaryota; Metazoa; Chordata; Mammalia; Perissodactyla; Equidae. Gene Ontology annotation, biological process: early endosome to late endosome transport; neuron projection morphogenesis.
UAUCUUUAAAAGGUCAUAAUUUUGGCCCUGUAGGUUCUUCUAAAAGUAGCCAUUUUUACUGUUGCAAUGACUUGGAGUUCAAGAAGAUUUUCUGCACAUGAUUUGUACAUUGAAUCAGAAAAAGGACGUCUUGGAAUUGGAGAUUCACUUUGUCCCAUCUGAAGUCCAUAUGGCUCUGUAUGAUGAAGAUCUCAUGAAAAAUCCUUUCUAUCUGGCUCUUCAGAAGUGGCGUCCUGACUUGUGCAGCAAGGUGGCCCAAAUCCAUGGCAUUGUGUUGGUACCCUGCAAAGGAAGCCUGUCCAGCAGUGUUCAGUCUGCGUGUCAGUUCGAGUCCUAUGUUCUGAGACCAGUGGAAGAGCACUUCCAGACCUUAAAUGGAAAGGAUGUCUUUAUACAAGGAAACAGGAUUAAAUUAGGAGCUGGUUUCGCCUGUCUUCUCUCAGUGCCCAUUCUCUUUGAAGAAACUUUCUACAAUGAAAAAGAAGAAAGUUUCAGCAUACUGUGUAUAGCUCAUCCUUUGGAAAAGAGAGAGAGCUCAGAGGAGCCUUCAACACCCUCAGAUUCCUUCUCUCUGAAAACCAUCGAAGAUGUGAGAGAGUUUUUGGGAAGACACUCGGAGAGAUUUGACAGGAACAUCACCUCUUUCCAGCGAACAUUCAGGGAGUGUGAAAGGAAGAGCCUCCGUCAUCACAUAGACUCGGUGAACGCUCUCUACACCAAAUGCCUCCAGCAGCUGCUGAGGGACUCCCACCUGAAAGUGCUCGCCAAGCAGGAGGCCCAGAUGACGCUGAUGAAGCAAGCGGUGGAGGUGUACGUCCAGCACGAUAUUUAUGAUCUGAUCUUUAAAUACGUCGGGACCAUGGAGGCCAGCGAGGAUGCUGCCUUUAACAAAAUCACGAGAAGCCUUCAAGACCUUCAGCAGAAAGAUAUUGGUGUGAAGCCUGAGUUCAGCUUCAACAUACCUCGUGCAAAGAGGGAGCUGGCUCAGCUGAACAAGUGCACCUCCCCACAACAGAAGCUGGUUUGUUUGCGAAAGGUCGUGCAGCUCAUUACGCAGUCUCCUAGUCACAGAGUUAACUUGGAGACCAUGUGUGCUGAUGACCUGCUGUCAGUCCUGUUAUACCUGCUUGUGAAAACAGAGAUCCCUAAUUGGAUGGCAAAUUUGAGUUAUAUCAAAAACUUCAGAUUUUGCAGCUCAGCAAAAGAUGAAUUGGGAUACUGCCUGACCUCAGUUGAGGCUGCAAUCGAAUACAUUCGGCAAGGAAACCUCUCUGCUAAACCGCCCGAGGCUGAGGGGUUUGGUGACAGACUGUUCCUUAAGCAGAGAAUGAGCCUGCUGUCUCAGAUGACUUCCACUCCCACUGACUGCCUGUUUAAGCACAUUGCAUCGGGUAACCAGAAGGAAGUGGAAAGACUUUUGAGCCAAGAAGACCAAGACAAAGAUGCUGUCCAAAAGAUGUGUCACCCUCUGUGCUUCUGUGACGACUGCGAGCAGCUGGUCUCCGGGAGGCUGAAUGAUCCCUCAGUUGUCACUCCAUUCUCCAGAGAUGACAGGGGUCAUACACCGCUCCAUGUGGCUGCCCUCUGUGGGCAGGCGGCCCUCAUCGACCUCCUGGUUUCCAAAGGCGCUGUGGUGAAUGCCACGGACUACCACGGGGCCACUCCGCUUCAUCUCGCCUGCCAGAAGGGCUAUCAGAGCGUGACGCUGCUGCUGUUGCACUACAAAGCCAGCCCCGAGGUGCAGGACAACAACGGCUGCACCGCUCUGCACCUGGCCUGCACCUACGGCCACGAAGACUGCGUGAAGGCUUUGGUCUACUACGAUGUGCAGUCGUGCAGACUCGAUAUCGGUAACGAGAAAGGAGACACUCCCCUGCACAUAGCAGCCCGAUGGGGAUACCAGGGCAUCAUAGAGACUUUGCUACAAAACGGAGCGUCCACGGAGAUCCAGAACAGGCUGAAAGAAACGCCCCUCGCGUGUGCGCUAAACUCAAAGAUUCUGUCCAUCAUGGAAGCCCAGCACCUGUCCUUCGAAAGGAGGCAAAAGUCUUCAGAGGUCCCUGCGCAGCCCCCUCAGCGCUCCGUGGAUUCCGUCAGCCAGGGGUCCUCCACCUCCAGCUUCUCCUCCGUGUCAGCGAGCUCCAGACCAGAGGAGGCCAAGAAGGACUACAGAGAGGUAGAAAAACUUUUAAGAGCAGUUGCCGAUGGAGAUCUAGAAAUGGUGCGUUACCUUCUGGAGUGGACUGAGGAGGACCUGGAUGAAGUGGAGGAUGCUGUCAGUGCCGCGGAUCUUGAACUGUGUCACCCCUUGUGCCAGUGCCCUAAAUGUGCUCCAGCUCAGAAGAAGCUGGCCAAGAUUCCUGCCAAUGGGCUUGGUGUGAACGUGACCAACCAGGAUGGCGCCUCCCCACUGCACGUUGCUGCCCUGCACGGUCGAGCGGAGCUCGUCCCCCUCCUGUUGAAGCAUGGUGCCAGUGCGGGUGCCAGAAACGUCAGCCAGGCUGUCCCGCUCCACCUGGCCUGCCAGCAGGGCCACUUCCAGGUGGUGAAGUAUCUAUUAGAGUCCAAUGCAAAACCCAAUAAGAAGGAUAUAAGUGGAAACACGCCCCUCAUUUACGCCUGUUCCAACGGCCACCACGAAGUCGCGGCACUGUUGCUGCAGCACGGGGCCUCCAUUAACGUUUCCAACAACAAGGGCAACACGGCGCUGCAUGAGGCUGUGAUGGAGAAGCACGUCUUGGUGGUGGAGCUGCUGCUGCUUCACGGAGCGUCAGUCCAGGUCUUGAACAAGAGGCAGUGCACAGCCAUAGACUGUGCUGAGCAGGGAACUCAAAAAUGUAUGACCUACCAGAUGAACCUUUUCCUAGACAGUUUUACUGUGUCCCCUCGCUUGGUCAGUUUGAGGGAAGGACUUCAAGGGACAUUAUGGCAAGAGAUAGAAGUGUCCCUAAUCUUACUGAAGGUUCUGUGCAUGAGCCAGGGAGGCCCACAGUCACACGGGAACAGGCUAAGCGGCCGGAGCAGAGCAGAUCGCAGACGGCUGACACAGGAGGGGGUGAGCAGCCCGAGAGGCCCAGACUGAAAAAGGCUGCUCCUGGGACCAGGCGAAUGCUGCGGAGACACACUGUCGAUGACACAGUCGGAGCCAAGGGCCCAGAGACUGCUGGUGGCCUGGCCACUCCCCGCGAGGCCAGUAUUUCCCAGUUUUAACAGGAAUAAGGAACCGUUCAAUUUGCUGCCAGGCAGCAAGUCCUCAAUAAGAAGACGCCGAGCGUGAAUACAGCUUAGAACUAAAUAUACUUGCUCUUUGGCUCGAGAGAGCAGCAGCUUCCUGAAAGCUUUUCCUGGCUAAGGGAAAGUGCAACAAAAAACUGUUACCAUCUUCUUCCUCUUCAAAGCUGAGGAAUACACUUGGAAAGGAAUGGACAGAAAGUCCAGUGGUGUCCAGAUCCUUAAGACUUCUUCAGUGUUAGGGUUCCUUGGUUAGAGUGAGAGGUUUCAUCACCAGAUUCUGACCUCCUCCUCCUGAAGGUGCUAAGCCUCUGAUGUGUAUAAACGAGCAAACCACAAGCUAACAGAACUCCUCCAUCUGGGACAAACUGAAGAGAAGCAGUUCAGGUUUCAUGGUACUGUGGUGGCCGGCCAGAAACAUCACAUUUGAAUGAAGGAAACAGGACCUGGAAAAUGCUCCUUUGCAAAGCAACAUUUGAACCCAAAGAUGCCUAAAUGCCGUUCUCAAGUUCCUUUUACACUAUGUACGUGGGAAAAGUUGGGUAGAAUUUUUCUUCCAGCAAAGUACAGAUAUUUGAUCAUUGCACAUAUGCACCUCUAGUGUCUCUAGAAACAUCCCUUUCCAUUAAGAACCUCCCUUAAAUGUCACUCCUGAUGGAUGGUUACUGAACUAGAGAGUAGAUUUGGCACAUCUUUUCUUAGUCUUUUGAUUCAGAUUGAAAACUUACAGCACAAACCAGGUCAAAUUUACUUUAAGUUAGAAUUUAUUGCCAUUCAUUCCUUUUUAUAAAUUUCUAUAGAUUAUACUGUUAUUUUUUUAUGUUAUUAAUUGGUCUCGAGCUGCAAACAUGGGUUUAUCUUGAGUACAUUUUCAAAUACCUUUGUAACAGAGAAAUGGUUUUGUGCAUGUUCUUGGAAAUACUUGUGUAUGUACAGAAGGGAGGGGCUGAUUAUUUUUCUACAAAGUAAUUUAUGAUUUCUAAUUUUCUAAUGUGCCUUGGAUAUGUGCCAAAUGAUGGAAAAGAAACAGUAAACUUUAUGAUUCUUGAGUGUGUCAUGGUACCUUUUUUAGUUAAUGUUUUGCUCUGGAGGUACCUGUUUCUCAGCCUCUUAGCUAGAAACAUGUGCUUUGUGUUUGGAAAAAUCUUCCCCCAUUGGAGGAACAUACAUUUUAUUUUUCAGUUAUAGAUGUGUGACUGAAACGUGUCAACUGGAUCAUUCAGAGCAGAUUAUCAUAAUCUGUCUACCUGACUAGGGCUGACUUACGCACAGUACCUAGUGCCCACAAAAAUGUUUUAAACUCAACAAAAAUGAAUACAAUACAGCUUCUUAGCCCAAGCAGGGAA